AUGAACACAAAUAAAACUCAGCUUACCUACACUACAACGUUGGCAGACUUCAAUAAAAUCAUGUCUGAUCCGACAAAAAACGUUAAAGAUGUUUAUUUGCCCAUUCAAGAGGUAGCAGCUUUAGUUUGGGAGAACAAAAAAGAAUAUUUAGAGCAGGACACUGCUACAAAUGUGUUCCUCGCAGCGUUCACAACAGCAUGGGCAAGGAUAAAACUGUACAACGAGAUGGACAAAUUGGGAUCUGCAGUGUUGUACCAUGACACCGAUUCGAUAAUAUAUGCAUCCAAUGGAAGUAAUGACCCCCCUUUAGGAAACUUCCUCGGGGAAUUCACCGAUGAGCUGGAUGGAGACAUCAUCACCACAUUCAUAUCUGGAGGACCAAAGAACUACGCGUACAAAACUCAAAAAGGAAAAACGUGCUGCAAGGUUCGUGGAUUCACGCUAAAUUUUGAAAAUUCCAAAUCCUUGAACUUUAAUUCGAUAAAAGAGUUAGUAUGCAGCAUGGAUCUAGAGUCCACAAUUAUUCUGACUGACAAUAACAAAAUUACCAGGGACGGUAAGAAGAGAAAAGUUCACAGCAAAGUAGAAAAAAAACUAUACAAACUAGUGUAUAACAAGCGUGUACUGAAACACGACUACACUACUCUACCAUAUGGCUACUGA
This is a messenger RNA of Uloborus diversus, 663 nucleotides long. RefSeq lists its product as uncharacterized. Bases 1 to 663 code for a protein of 220 amino acids. The record is from RefSeq and is a predicted model, not a curated record. NCBI's taxonomy places the organism in Eukaryota, Metazoa, Arthropoda, Arachnida, Araneae, Uloboridae. The transcript is spliced from 3 exons.